CACAAGUAACAUGGUUAGUUGUUUUUGCAAGUAAUGUUGCAGGAGUGUGCUAAAAAAUUAAAUAAAAACAGAAGAAUUUUUUACUGAAUGAAAAUGCAUUCUGAAGAAGUAAGCAGCGUUUGGUUAAACAGGAGAUAUUAUGAGGAUGCCGAAAUCGCUCAUUAUGAAAAAUUGGCAAAAUUGACAGCAGAACGAGCAAAAGUGAUGGAUUCUGGAAAAGCACAAACACCUAGCCAAGGCUUACCUUAUGAGAUAUCUUUACAUACACUGUUUGCUUUAUCUGCAAUCGAAAGCUACACAAAUUGGAAACUAUUAAAUGAAGUUAAAUUAGCGGGAAAAUUUGAUGAUCUCGUAUUUAAAUCAGAUGAAAAGUGUAUGUUGUUACAAGCAAAAAAUGUAAAAGGUGGUAAGAACACUCAAGAUUUUAUGACAGAAAAUCCCAAAAAAAGUGAUUUCAGUAUCGCAAAGUAUUUUUUGUCCUAUUUAACUUUAAAGAAUUUUUAUGAAAUAACACCUAACUCCUUAAUACUAUGCACUACGGCUAGGCUGAACGUUGAUAAUAUUAUGGAUGAAUUACCUGCUGAUGCAGGUCCCGCAAACUUGCAAAAAAUGUUUGGUCUCGAGCCCAAAAAGUAUAGACUUAAAAAAGAAAUAAUGGUUGACAAGCUUUUAAAUACGACAAAACAAUUUCAGAAAAACAUCAGUAAAGAAGAAACCGACAAAGACAAAAAAGAAUGGAAGGAAUUGGAGAUCAAUAGAGAAGAUAUACAAUCAUUUAUAUGUUCGUUUGUUGUUGUUAAAAUUAAUCUCACGAACAUCAAAGCUUUAAUUGUCAGCAAAUUAAAUAAGCUCGAUUAUCAGUGUAAGUUCCCAAUAUCAUCAUACGAAUAUGUAAAAGUUCAUGUAGAAGACUGGUAUUAUUUACCAGCUGAAAAAUCUAUGCCUAUGACAAAAGACUACUUUAUGUUUAUUUUGUGUGGUGAACACAAUCGAAAUUUUCUUCAGAAGUUGGUUAGUACUAAAAUUUAUUUCAAGGAAAGUUAUCAACUUGAUUCAAGUAAUAUUUUUUGCGUCCAAAUACACGACAAUAUUUCUAUGUAUAUAUUGAAAAUUUUAAGAAGCAUUCAGAAAUCAGAAACGCCGUAUUUUUCUCUAAAAGAAAAUACAUUAUGUUUGAUGCAAGAAAUGGAAAAAACAUUUCAUAAAAUGAAAUAUACAAUGGAACAAAAAGUUAUAUGUGAUAUGAUGAAUACAUUCAGAUGUGACAAAAUUAAAUAUUUGAUUGUUUCAUUCCUAUCACUUAAUCAAGAUCAAGCAGUAAAUUUUUUAAAGGAGAUAUCCGAGUAUAUGAUUUCUAAAAAAGACUCGAAAAAAAAAGUAUUUAUAAUCAUCAAAGAACAUUAUUUGCAAAAUAGUGACCCAUCAGUUAAAAUAAUUAAUGAUAAAAUAUAUUUCAAUUCACUAGAGACUGAAACAAAACAACACAUAUAUGCCAAAGAAAUUCAGUUUCAAGGAGAAAAUGUUACAUUAAAUAAUUUGAUUACGAAAAAUAUGAACACUGAACUUGAUGACUAUCAAAUUAAGAUAGAUAAGGGUCUUAAAAAAAUAAUAUUUAGCGAAUAUACUUACUCGAUAGGUUCUAAUAUGCAAACCCAAUCAAAACAGAAGCAGGAAAAUUAUGUUAAAAGAAGCCUAAUGGCUAACUCGGGAGAAUUUCCGGAAAGAGAGUUUUUUGAAAAAAUAGAGAAAAAAAUAGUUGUUGUUACUGGUCCGCCUGGUGCAGGCAAAACAACUUUAUUGAAACAACUAGUUUCACUCAAAAAAGCCGAAGACAGUAAAAUCCGAAAAAAAGUAAAAUCUAAAUUGACAUGGAUAAUUAAUGUUGAUUUACAAAAGUCUAAACAAUUUUUCCGGAAUGAUAUCGAGAAAACCAUAUAUAAUCUAUUGUGUCAGAAUGAAAAUAUAACUCCUGAUAGCUCUUAUUUCGAAGGAAAACUUAUUGAGUCUAUGGGUAAAAUUUUGAUUAUAGACGGUCUUGACGAGAACUGUUCGGAAGUUAUCAACAAAAUACAAAACCUAUUAGCAGAUCAUAAUUCGCUUCAGGCUUUGAAUAUUUCUUUGGUUAUUAUGGGUGCCAGAGAUUACAAUUUGAUCUUAAAUCUUAAAAAAUUAAGAGAUUUAGAUAGUUGUGAGUUAGUUAAAAUAUCUCCAUUUUCACCUUGUGAUCAGUCUUCUUUUUUCAAGAAAUAUCUUAAACAAUUAUUACCUGCAGCAAGUAUUGAAAAUGAUUUAUUUGAAAAGGUAAUAAAUUUGGCUCCAGCAUUUAAAGAUAUUUGUUCAACUCCAUUAUCGCUAGAAAUGGUUUCUAAAAUAAUAAAAAAUAAAAUAUCUAAAUGUGACUCUAUUAAAUCUUUGCGAAAGGUUUUUGAUAACGUUACAAACACAUAUGAUUUUUAUAAUUGCUAUUUACAAGCAAUCAAAGACGAAUUUGCACAAGAUGAUGAGAUACGCCUUGGAGCUUUUGACGGGUAUAUCGACUCGUUAAGAAAAUUUGCGGUGAAGAAUUUGUUUUCUGAUGCCUCUGAUUUUAACCUUUUAGGUUUGUUUAAUGUUGAUGAUGAUUUUGAGAUUCGUAAAGAUGUUUUAAAUGCUAAGUUAUUAAAGGAAUCAGAUGAAGGGUAUGCAUUUGUUCAUUACACUUUUAAGGAAUAUUUUGCAGCAGAAUUGCUGUGGGAUUGCCUUUAUAAAAAAAGACAUAGUCACGACUUAUUGCUCGAAGUGUUUAAUAAAGUGUUUUCAACCUAUGAAUAUAAGGGCGUUUGCGAUUUUUUUGAACUAAUUCUGGAAAUUAAUCAAAACGAAAAAAUAGCUGACUUAUCUAAGGAAUACAAUUCGGCCCUUAAUAAGGUAAAUUGGGAAAAUAAUAAAAGUAUGUCAUCUAUUUGGACCUACUUCUUUAUUGUUAAAUUAGUUUUUGAUAAUUAUACUCAUUUUUACGAUAUUUUAAAAAACAAUGAUCAAAUAAUAAGAACAGCUUUCAUAAACAAGCGCUAUCGCCAAUCUUUCGCAAAAUACUUCGUAGAGAAGGUGGCAAAGGUCAAUAAAGUCAAUAAAAUCGGUUUUAUUAUUAUAACGGCCCUGCUAUAUCACGAUUGCCGAUUUAACUUAGAGCCUGUCGACGACCCCAAGUUCGAGUCCGACGUCGUGUCCGAUUUCGACUACGUCUUCUACUAUGACAAAUACGACUUCAACGACAUGUUCAUGUACGGCAUGUACGACUCCGAGUCCUACGACUCAGCUAUUUCUGGAGUACACUACCCCGAAUAUGCGGUGGACUUUUUAAAAUUGUUAACUAGAGAAUACAAUAUAGAUUUAAACUUUUGUGAUAGGAAUGGAAAUACAAUCAGUCACUACGCAGUUCAGUAUAAUUCACUUAAUACUAUAAAGUAUCUUAAAGAGCAAGGAGCAGAUCUAAGCAUUUCCAACAAGACAAAACGUACACUUGUUCAUGAAGCUGUUCGAAAGGGCUCAUUCGAAGUCCUACGAUAUUUACUAGAAGAUUGUAAAAUGGAUGUUAACGUCUCUGAUGUUUAUGGAAAUUUACCGGUUCAUAUGAGAAAAACGGUAGAUAAUAAUAUUAAUAUUUUAAAGUAUCUUAAAGAAAAAGGGGCAAAUCUAAGCAUUUCAAACAAAGAUAAAAGUACACUUAUUCAUGAAGCUGCUCGAAAUGGCGCAUUCAAAGUCCUACGAUAUUUAGUAGAAGAUUGUAAAAUGGAUCUUAACGUUUCUGAUGUGAAUGGGAAUUUACCGGUUCAUAUGAUAUCUAUGAGAGAUUAUAAUAUUGACAUUUUCAAGUAUUUUAAAGAUAAAGGGGCAAAUCUAAGCAUUUCCAACAAGGAUAAAUGUACACUUGUUCAUGAAGCUGCUCGAAAUGGUGCGUUCGACGUCCUGCGAUAUUUAGUAGAAGAUUGUAAAAUGGAUGUUAACGUUUCUGAUUUUCAUGGAAAUUAUCCGGUUCAUAUGUUAAAAAUGGUAGAUGCUAAUGUUAAGAUUUUAAAGUAUCUUAAAGAAAAAGGGGCAAAUCUAAGCAUUUCCAAUAAAGAUAAAAGUACACUUAUUCAUGCAGCUGCUCGAAAUGGUGCAUUCGAAGUCCUACGAUAUUUAGCAGAAGAUUGUAAAAUGGACGUUAACGUUUCUGAUGUAAAUGGAAAUUUACCGGUCCAUAUGAUAUCUAUGAGAGAUUAUAAUAUUGACAUUUUUAAGUAUCUUAAAGAUGAAGGGGUAAAUCUAAGCAUUUCCGACAAGGAUAAACGUACACUUGUUCAUGAAGCUGCUCGAAAUGGCGCAUUUGAAGUCCUACGAUAUUUAGUAGAAGAUUGUAAAAUGCAUGUUAACGUUUCUGAUGUGAAUGGGAAUUUACCGGUUCAUAUGAUAAAAAUGGUAGAUGGUAACGUUACGAUUUUAAAGUACCUUAAAGAAAAAGGGGCCAAUCUAAGCAUUUCCAACAAGGAUAAACAUACACUUAUUCAUAAAGCUGCUCGAAAUGGCGCAUUCAAAGUCCUACGAUAUUUAGUAGAAGAUUGUAAAAUGGACGUUAACGUUUCUGAUGUGAAUGGGAACUUACCGGUACAUAUGAUAUCUAUGAGAGAUUAUAAUAUUGACAUUUUCAAGUAUCUUAAAGAUAAAGGGGCAAAUCUAAGCAUUUCCAAUAAGGAUAAACUUACACUUGUUCAUAAAGCUGCUAGAAAUGGCGCAUUUGAAGUCCUACGAUAUUUAGUAGAAGAUUGUAAAAUGGAUGUUAACGUUUCUGAUGUGAAUGGGAAUUUACCGGUUCAUAUGAUAAAAAUGGUAGAUGGUAACGUUAAGAUUUUAAAGUAUCUUAAAGAAAAAGGAGCCAAUCUAAGCAUUUCCAACAAGGAUAAACGUACACUUAUUCAUAAAGCUGCUCGAAAUGGCGCAUUCAAAGUCCUACGAUAUUUAGUAGAAGAUUGUAAAAUGGACGUUAAUGUUUCUGAUGUGAAUGGGAACUUACCGGUACAUAUGAUAUCUAUAAGAGAUUAUAAUAUUGACAUUUUCAAGUAUCUUAAAGAUAAAGGGGCAAAUCUACACAUUUCCAACAAGGAUAAACUUACACUUGUUCAUAAAGCUGCUAGAAAUGGCGCAUUUGAAGUCCUACGAUAUUUAGUAGAAGAUUGUAACAUGGAUGUUAACGUUUCUGAUGUGAAUGGUAAUUUACCGGUUCAUAUGUUAAAAAUGGUAGAUGCUAAUGUUAAGAUUUUAAAGUAUCUUAAAGAAAAAGGGACAAAUCUAAGCAUUUCCAACAAAUAUAAAUGUACACUUAUUCAUGAAGCUGCUCGAAAUGGUGCAUUCGAAGUCCUACGAUAUUUAGCAGAAGAUUGUAAAAUGGACGUUAACGUUUCUGAUGUAAAUGGAAAUUUACCGGUCCAUAUGAUAUCUAUGAGAGAUUAUAAUAUUGACAUUUUUAAGUAUCUUAAAGAUAAAGGGGCAAAUCUAAGCAUUUCCAACAAGGAUAAAUGUACACUUGUUCAUGAAGCUGCUAGAAAUGGCGCAUUCAAAGUCCUGCGAUAUUUAGUAGAAGAUUGUAAAAUGGACGUUAACGUUUCUGAUGUAAAUGGAAAUUUACCGGUCCAUAUGAUAUCUAUGAGAGAUUAUAAUAUUGACAUUUUCAAGUAUCUUAAAGAUAAAGGGGCAAAGCUAAGCAUUUGCAACAAGAAUAAAUGUACACUUGUUCAUGAAGCUGCUAGAAAUGGCGCAUUCAAAGUCCUGCGAUAUUUAGUAGAAGAUUGUAAAAUGGAUGUUAACGUUUCUGAUGUCAAUGGGAAUUUACCGGUCCAUAUGAUAUCUAUGAGAGAUUAUAAUAUUGACAUUUUUAAGUAUCUUAAAGAUAAAGGGGCAAAUCUAAGCAUUUCCAACAAGGAUAAAUGUACACUUGUUCAUGAAGCUGCUAGAAAUGGCGCAUUCAAAGUCCUGCGAUAUUUAGUAGAAGAUUGUAAAAUGGACGUUAACGUUUCUGAUGUAAAUGGAAAUUUACCGGUCCAUAUGAUAUCUAUGAGAGAUUAUAAUAUUGACAUUUUCAAGUAUCUUAAAGAUAAAGGGGCCAAUCUAAGCAUUUCCAACAAGGAUAAACGUACACUUCUUCAUAAAGCUGCUCGAAAUGGCGCAUUCAAAGUCCUACGAUAUUUAGUAGAAGAUUGUAAAAUGGACGUUAACGUUUCUGAUGUAAAUGGGAACUUACCGGUACAUAUGAUAUCUAUGAGAGAUUAUAAUAUUGACAUUUUCAAGUAUCUUAAAGAUAAAGGGGCAAAUCUAAGCAUUUCCAACAAGGAUAAAUGUACACUUGUUCAUGAAGCUGCUCGAAAGGGCGCAUUUGAAGUCCUGCGAUAUUUAAUAGAAGAUUGUAAAAUGGAUGUUAAUGUUUCUGAUUUUCAUGGAAAUUUACCGGUUCAUAUUGCUAUGUAAUUGUCUUUUUACGCGGUUGACUCUACUAUUUUAUUUAUUUAUAUCUUUAGGCACUAAGUUUAAUUUAAAUAAAGGAAGACUUACUUAUA
Molecule: messenger RNA, 6569 nt
Organism: Diabrotica virgifera virgifera (western corn rootworm)
Lineage: Eukaryota; Metazoa; Arthropoda; Insecta; Coleoptera; Chrysomelidae
Exons: 3
Coding region: 88-6480 (2130 amino acids)
Molecular function (GO): protein binding; ATP hydrolysis activity
Source: RefSeq, a predicted model, not a curated record